AUGUCUAAUGACGAACCGUGUACAGACGCCGUGAUUGAGCUACACUCUCCAGACCCAACAGAAACGGACGAAACUGUAGAAUUUACGGUGGAGAAAGAGGAUUCAGAUGAGGACGGAUCAGAAGACGGAGAAGAUGGAGCAGAGCACGAGGAGGAGGAAGAAGAUGAGGAAGACGACUUCAUCGCUCGCUCCAAGGCUUCGAACGACCGAUGGGCACAGCUGAUCGCUGAUGCUGAAGCUGAGUUCGAGCUGGAUGAGGGACCUUUAGACGUCGCCAUUAGGGAUAUUAAGUAAGACUUCAGUGGGAUGCAAAAUUUGAUUUUAUCUGUUCAAAUAGUUCUGUGCCCCUUUCAAAACAAGGUUAGAGGCUACAGAAUUAUGUGAAAAAUGCAGCAAAUUUUUGAAGAUUUAAAAUUUUUUACUAUUUUUGAUAAAAUUUACUGUCAAAUAAGCUUGUAGUAUGUUAUACUACAUUUUACCGUUAUUUUUUGUCUGUUUUGUUAAUUUAUGAUUGAUUUAAUAAUGUUUUAGACAAGGAAACCUGUUGAGGAGGAUUACAGUAAUCCGCACCCUGCCCUCUUUAAUUAAAGACGAAGGCAGUAAAGCGAUCGAAAAGUUAUUACCGGUUAUCCAGGUAAGUAAUUAUACUUUUGUGAUAAAAACGGUAACUUAUAGGUUGUUCAAAUAAUUCUGAGCCCCACUUAAAUCAAGUUUUCUAAUAAUGAUAUUAUAGUAGCUCAACCAAUAUUUUGAUUUUAUUCCAGAACACGUUAUCAUCAGACGCCUCGCUAGACCUGCAUGCCGAAGCCAUCGCCGUGUACUCGGGCUUGAUCAGGGACCGGGCCCUUGUCAAUGUCCAUCCGUGAGUUUUUUUGCGAAUGACCACAGGUGUUUUAUGUUUUUUUGACCAUUCGAAACUUCAAUCUCAUUCUUUCAGGGAGCUGCCCUCCAAAGUUUUAUCUCAAAUUCUCGAAUUUGUCGAAUUGCAUUCUGAAUCGCGUAAGUUUAUCGCUUGCGUUACUGUAAUCUUACUGUAUUUUUGGUGAAAAAGGGAACUGAACUGUUGUUCGUUUCAAAAUAAAGAGUGUUUCUAUGAAAUUUUGGUCCCAACUUUCGUUUUUUAUGGUUUUUUUAUAAAAGUUCUUAUCUAUUUUGCCCUAAAAUUUCAAAAAAUAUGCGAUAAAAGUAAAGUUCAGCCUCACCAUUAGGUCAAAUGGGUACUUAUUAAACAUCUUGUACAACUACAAUAUUACAUUGCUACUCUUAUUGUCAUUGCAUAUCAUAUAAGAAAUGUCAUUUUAGUCUCGGGAACCGCGUGGUAUGAGAACUUUCUGGAGAUCGCUCCUUAUUUCCCCGCUCGGACGGUGGUCGAUUUGGUAAGUCUUCGGGCCGGAACAAACAGUAUAUGCAUUUCUAUGUUAACAUAUAGCCAUGUAAUAUCGAUGUUUGCAUAAGAUAUCAAAGUAUAACUUCAUAUAGAUAUAUUACAUAGCUGGAGUAUAUAUUAUAUACCUGGAGUCGACAUAUGUUUUCAUGUGGAUACCUGAAGCCAAAGUAUAUUUUCAUACGAAUCUCUGGAGUCAUAUUACCUAGUUUGUUUUAGAUUGUACCUAUUGUUGUGAGCCGUUGCGAACCGAACAGAAAGGCACAGUUAAGAGCAAUUUCGGCUAGGCUUAUCGACAAGUUGAGCGAGAUUGUGCCGGCGGAGAAGUAAGUAUAAAAUCCAUAACAAUAUUGAAAUGUAAAACAAAUUUCUGUCAAUUUUGGGCUCAUUUAAAAAUUUUUUGGAAUUUUUAAGAUCUUUAAUUUUUUGUAAAAUACGCCCUAAGGACUUGGAUUUGUUAACAUAGACGACUAGUAAUACAUUUUUUCAAAUGAUAUUUAAAUUACAGCGUAAAGAAGGACCUUACACCGUGCAUUCAAAUGCUGUCUCAAGAUCCAGCACCUUCAGUACGAACUGAAGUUGCCAAACGGUUGUCGGUGAUCGCUCGAGCUCUAAAGUAAGUUUUCUUAUUAUUUUUUAAAAUAUCUUAUAAUUUUUUAAAUAUUGCAGUAUAAUAUAGUAAAGAAAGGCGUAAAAAUUUAUUUUUAAAAUUAAUUUUUAUCUUGAUGUUAAGGUACUGUAUAAAAAAUCUUAAAUUUUAGUGUAAUAUAGCACUUUUACUUAAUUUCCUCGUUUUUUACAAAGUAUUGGGUAGUUCACAUAAUUUUGUGCUCCUCUCAAAUCAAAUCUUCAGGGUUAUAGGGGCACAUAAUUAUUUGAACAACCUAAUAAUAGCUUUUUUCUCCUUUUAUCACCUAAUCCUUAACAAAGCUGAUAAUGAACAUAUGACUUUGUUGCAGUAACUCCUCCGAAUCGGUCUCCCUCCUACUACCAUCCCUAAUCGAAUUAUGUAAGGAUGACGAUACUCAAGUCAGGGAGUCUAUCUUAACCACUUUGGUCGUAUGUCUACCGUACUUCACAAAGGAAAGUCGUAAAACCGUGAUAGUGCCAUUGUUAAAGCGUUGUGCUGAACAAGCCAUCAUAAUGAGGGAUACGACGCUGACUACGGUAUCGCGACAAUUGGGCGCUUGGUUGGAGGAAUUGAAAGAUCUUUUAAGCCCUCAGGAGCUGAAAUGGUUUCUGGAUAUCUAUGUCAGGGUUACGGAGUUGUGCAUCGAGAAAGAAUCGGUGGUAUCGUUGGCUUGUAAACGGAUGUGCGCUUACAAUUUACCGGUAGGCUAUAUUCAACCAAAGAAACUUUAAAAUUUUGAAAUUCCCGCCAUUGGCAUAGCUUUGUAACUACUAUAAUGUAAUAUUAUUAUAGGUUUUACCUAACAAAUUGUAAAAUUUUAGUGUUUUGUGAAAGCCUUCGCGUUGGACGCAUUCGAAGACCGUCUGAUGCCAAUUUUGGAGAAAUUAGCCCAAGACCAGGACGAAGAAGUGCGAUGUACGAUCGCUUCCGGCUUCCACGAAAUUGUAAAAUACGGCGGUCAUUGCCAUCUCUUAUUGGCUCCGUUCAUGGAGCUAAUCAGAAGUGGGGCUGUGGAUGUUGUUCAGCACUUGACGUCCCAUCUGGACGAGAUCCUGCCACCGUUAUAUCAGAGUUUGAAGACGAACCCUAAUUCUGUAAGCGCUUUUAUGUUAAAGUUGUCAUUAUGACAGGUUUUAGUUGAUGAGGAAGGUAAAAAUAUGAAGUUAUGUCCAAAACUUACAAUUUUCCGGCCCCUUGCCUUUACUAUAACAUUACUUCAGAAAAUCACAGCCGUCCAACUAGAUCGUAUCUUGUUGGGAUGUAAUCGCUUGAUACGAAAUACUGGCUGCUGGAGGGCACACGAGAGUUACCUGUUGAAUAUCAGUGUGAUGCGACAUAUCUUACCCACCAGUGACUUGUAUGUGUCGUUUCUACCAUUGUUCAAACAAGAAGUGCUCACUGCUCGCGCUCUACCGUGCCGUGUCGCUGCCGUGAGAACGUUGUUGUUGAUUAUGAGAGAACUGCCGGAAAAGAAGAACCGAGGGGAGGUUAUUGAGUUCUUCAAUGAAAGUAAGUAGCCUUAAGUAGGAUAUGAUCUAUAGUAAUAUGUUUAGUAUGGUAAUAUAGCCCUUUCAAAUGAGGCUUUUGUUGCUUUGAGAAACUGUAUUUAUAGUAUUAGGUACUGACAUAAAGAACCCGCCACCUUUCCUGUAAAAAUGGCGGGUUCUUUAUGUCGGCACCUAAUAAAAUCAGAAAUGGCGGGGCCAAACCCGUUUUUGAGGCCCGCCUAACCCGGUGUGUACCCAUAACUAACUGAAAUAAGUAAUGGUUGUCUUUUGAAUACUAAUAUUGAUAUGUCUAGCCAUAGCCAAACACGAAAGUUGUCAGCGUCGAAAGCUGGUCAUAAAUGCCGCUGAAGUGGUUUUGGAGCAAUUCAGUAAAGAGUUCUUCAUCAGUAACUUCUUGGACACUGUGAUUAAGCUAGCGAAGGAUCCGGUUUGGAAUAUCAGGUAAAAUACUUUACUUCUACAGCUGUAGUAAGUAUGAAUAUCAGAGGGUAGGAUAGAGUAGAUUUUUUGGUUAUAAUAAGAUAAUGUGUAAGGUUGAAGUUUAUUUUGACACCUAGGUAUACCUUAUGUGAUUACCUCUUCCCUCAGAUCACGAUAUUAUAAUACACACAUUACAGUAACUAUAUUGAUAUACACGUUACAGUAAACUUUCUACAAUCAUUUUACUUUCAGACUGCAAGUGUGUAAAGUGUUUAUAAAAAUAAAAGAACAUUUGAUAUACCCACACGAUGAGCCAACGAUAAACUUGAUGGAGAAGGCUGUCAGAGAGUUACUAGCGGAAGAUACGACUACACACAACCGGCAGAUGGUGCAACAAGUAAGUUCUUCAUACUUUGAAACAGAUUUUUUAAUUAUUGAGUCGUUCAAAUAAUUCCGUGCCCUUAACUCCGGAAAUUUCCUUUAAGAGGGGGCACUGAAUUAUUUGAACAACCUAAUAUAAUAUUUUAUCUAAUUUUGGGAAGGAUAAUAUAAAGUUACUACUUUUUUCUAUAUACAUUAUAUAAAACAUGUCCAUCAGAGCUAAUGUAGCAACCCAUACACGAUACGUGGCUCUAUUAGAGUAAAAACCAUAAACAUACUUUACAUAACAUUUACUGCACCUAAAUUCACCAUAAAAAUAUUAUGUUAUAGUUUGGUUGCGACCUCUCACGUGCUGAAACGAGUACGAGUGACGCUGAGAACAAAAAGAGAUUAGAAGAAGAAGAUAAGUUAUGGAAAGAAGUUGAACCUCAAGUGCCAGCUGUCUUACCCAAGCCUAAAACGACGCUCAGAGAAAUCCCACCCUCACCGACAAAACGUGCCAAGACCCCACCGCCCGUUCCGCCAAAACCAAAAGUGGGCAUCAGAAGGACGUCGUCUGAAACUACCAAUCUUCAGAAGUCAGUUUCACUUCUUUUAUUUACCCUUGAAUGGAAUAUUCCCAGGGUCUUGGGGGUGGGAAGCAGGGGGUAGAUUUUUGAAAACACUCCUCCCCCUAUUAGCACACAUAAAAGUAACCUUUUAAACCAUACUUGAAAGUAGCCAUUCAAUAACAACAUUGCUUUAGGUCAGUGACAAACGAAGCACCCAAACCUCUCACCACUAUAUCAACUACCCAACCUUCCACAUACAGCUCGACCACCAUUCCAAACUGUGCCGUUCCGUGGAAAACGGUGAGGAAGGAAAAGCCUAAAAUGGCCAUUGUUAGGCCUCAACCUCAAGUUGUCGUCACUCAACGUGCCCCAUCUCCCAUGCCUCGAGGCGAAAAGGAUCGAAAGUCACGGUUACCACUUUCGACCGGUCGAUACAAAAGUGCGUCAACGUCGAGAGAAUGCACCCCUGCUCCUGAUUCUAAUCUCAAGAAAUAUGCUCCUAGAGGUGAGGGUCUUGUUGUUGUAGUAGACAGAAGAUGGCGCGGUCAAAAAGUUCCUAGAAUUAGUUUUUGUGUCAAAUUUAUGACAAACCUACCGCAAGUCUAACCAAAAUCAAUUCAAUCGCUCGUAUUUUACUCAAUUUCUACCAUUCUAAAUAUCACUUCCUCACUUUCAGACAGCAGUAAACCCCCACUAGCACUCCGGAGAUCGGCCACCACCUCAAACGCCCUCUCCAACAUCUCAUCUUCACCAUCUAGUCCGAUGAGCAGAUCCACUGAUACGGAUCUCUCUUCAUCCUCACGAUCCUCCAGCAUAAGAAGACCGUACAGCCUUCUGAAGGUACAAAGUACAAGCUCAAUCGACAGAAAACCAGGUCACAUGUCACUCCGGGUCACCAGUAUGACAUAAACGAAUGAACUCAUGUUACACUUGUUGUUACUAUAAAUUUCUAACAAUUUCAACGGGUUUUGUACAUUUCAAUACUUUUGGAAUGUAAAGUACGUCCUCAUUCAAACACACCUUAAAUUUUAAUCGAUCUUUGGCUCAAAACUAAUGGUAACAGCUCUACUAUACCUAUAUUAUACUAUGCUCACAUUAGCUUUUCGUCGAUUUCUAAGCCAAACACAGAACAAUAAAGUUGAAAAGGUUACCAUAGAUAAUAAAAAAACAUAAAAACACAUAAAUUUAAAAGCAGCACAUUAAAUUAAUCGACCAAAACUAUUAUAAAACAUAUUAUAGUAGCUACCAGAAGUAAAUUCGUCGUCAAAAAUGCUCCACAACCUUCAAAUAACCCUAUUCCUAAUCAUGCUUCUUUGCUUUACACUUGCUACACAUGGUAAGACCAUAAGAUCAAGUAAUUUGAAGGUUAAAGUGCUAUUUUAAAGACUUACAUUAUGUUGUUAUAGGUCUGCAAACUUGCUCAACUCAAGGCGAUUGUGAAGUCGGAAUGACGUGUGUCAAGAACAGCAAAGGUGGUGUAUGUGUCAAGAAGGUUCCUAUCUAA
This is a messenger RNA of Bursaphelenchus okinawaensis, 6379 nucleotides long. NCBI's taxonomy places the organism in Eukaryota, Metazoa, Nematoda, Chromadorea, Rhabditida, Aphelenchoididae. The record is from the annotation of a GenBank genome assembly.